Messenger RNA from Aethina tumida (small hive beetle), 708 nucleotides. Its product is annotated as venom serine carboxypeptidase-like. The coding region runs from base 1 to 708 and encodes 235 amino acids. Gene Ontology annotation, biological process: proteolysis. Gene Ontology annotation, molecular function: serine-type carboxypeptidase activity. NCBI's taxonomy places the organism in Eukaryota, Metazoa, Arthropoda, Insecta, Coleoptera, Nitidulidae. The record is from RefSeq and is a predicted model, not a curated record. The transcript has 3 exons.
AUGUUCAGUAUAUUCACCCAACAUGGACCGUUUCAGUUUACAAGAGAAGGUGACAUGUUCUUGAGGGAGUAUUCCUCGAACAAGAAUCAUACCGUACUUUACAUCGAUAAUCCUGUUGGUACCGGAUUCAGUUUCACGGACGAAGGAGGAUACACACAAAACCAGACUAAAGUCGCCGACAGUUUGUACAGUUGCCUGCAACAGUUCUUUAAAUUAUUCCCCGAGUUACAGGACAACGACUUCUUCGUCACGGGAGAAUCUUUUGGAGGCACAAGAUUCACAAGAUACCAAAACAGAAUGAUCGCAUAUAUUAAUCAGGGAAAUUAUGCGGCAGCUGCACAAGAACACAAGAAUUUGUUCCUCAACAGUACCGGUACAUUCUUGGAGGAAAUAUCAGGCGUUGAUAACGUCUACAAUUAUUUGCACCCAAAAUACGAUGAAACUUUUGAGAACCACUACAAAAAGUUGUUGACCGUAAAAGAGAUAAAAACAGCCUUACACGUUGGAUAUAGGAACUUCAACAAUGGACGAAACGUAGACGUAGCCACGGCGAACACAGUCAACAAACACAGCGCAGAAGACGAGAUCAGCGGCAGCGGCAGCAGCAGCAGCGGCAGCAGCACAGUGGGACACGGUCACCCGCCAGACGAUCGCGUCGGCGAAAACCACGGGAACGACGUUACGACAACGGGCGUUAUUCAAAAAUAA